Messenger RNA from Populus trichocarpa (black cottonwood), 1647 nucleotides. RefSeq names its product AT-hook motif nuclear-localized protein 25. The transcript is spliced from 2 exons. Gene Ontology annotation, molecular function: DNA-binding transcription factor activity; minor groove of adenine-thymine-rich DNA binding. The record is from RefSeq and is a predicted model, not a curated record. NCBI's taxonomy places the organism in Eukaryota, Viridiplantae, Streptophyta, Magnoliopsida, Malpighiales, Salicaceae. Bases 228 to 1133 code for a protein of 301 amino acids. Gene Ontology annotation, cellular component: nucleus. Gene Ontology annotation, biological process: vegetative to reproductive phase transition of meristem.
CAAAACCUGGUUGGUCUCAAGGGGCAAAGGAGUAACAAUCCAGUGUAUGCAUUCAUAUCAUAUGAAUGAUUCCUUGCUGCUGAAUCCCCUUUUCUAAUAUUUUUAUCCUUCUCCUCGCAGCUCAAACUCUUCAAGGAGAUCAAGAGAGAAGAAUCGAAGAAGAGAUCAGAUUAAAGCUGGCAAAUAAUAGCAAGUGGUGGGAGAGAGUAGAUGUGGCAAGUAGAACCAUGGCUGGUUUUGAAGGUAAUAAUUCUCGAUACGUUCAUGGUCAAAAUCACAACAACCUUCUCAGACCUGAACUUCAUCUGAUUCAAAGACCUUCAUCCAUUCCUUCCUCUGAUUCUAGAGACAACAACAAUACCCCAUCACCACCAGAUCAUGCCAACCAAACUGCUCAUCACCAUCCUGAUAGUAGUGCUACCACUAGCUCUGGCGGCGGCACCAAUCCGAAUCGCCGUCCUAGAGGUCGUCCUGCUGGUUCCAAGAACAAACCGAAGCCACCCAUUAUUGUAACCCGGGACAGCCCUAAUGCCCUCCGAUCCCAUGUGAUUGAGAUCUCUAAUGGUGCUGAUAUAGUGGAAAGCGUGUCCACUUAUGCGAGGAAAAGAGGAAGAGGAGUUUGUGUUCUUAGUGGAAGUGGGACAGUUGCUAAUGUUACUCUAAGGCAACCCGCUUCUCCUGCAGGAAGCGUGCUUACUUUGCACGGAAGGUUUGAGAUCCUUUCGCUAUCUGGAACUGUGCUUCCGCCACCUGCGCCACCUGGGGCGGGAGGGCUGUCCAUAUUUUUGUCCGGUGGACAAGGACAAGUUGUUGGAGGGAAUGUUGUGGGGCCUUUGAUGGCUGCAGGUCCAGUGGUUUUGAUGGCUGCAUCUUUUGCUAAUGCAGUAUUUGAGCGUUUGCCUUUGGAUGAUCAGGAGGAAGCUGGGGCGGUGCAGGUUCAGCCCACAGCUUCUCAGUCUUCGGGUGUGACUGGAAGUGGUGGACAGAUGGGCGAUGGCGGAGGAGGCAGCGGUACUGGAGGAGCUGGUAGUGGUUUUUUUAAUAUGGCCGGAGGAGCUCAUCACGGGAAUUAUCCAUUUUCAGGUGAUUUGUUUGGACCAUGGGGUGGAAGUGCUGCCAGGCCUCCAUUUUAAUUAGGGUACCAAGGUUUUUUUUUCCAACGAGUGACGAGUUAGAGACAUUGUACUAUCAGAUUUUGGGCGAGACAAUUUCUGAUCAGCUUUCAAUAAUAAUUGAUGAUGGAGCAUUAAUGAUCGAUCAUGAGGGGGUAUAUAUAUAGAACAAUUAAGCUGCUAGCUAGCAUAUAUUUUGUAUUAAUGUAUGAACAUGGUUGUGAUGUGGUGAUAAGAAAGAUCGAGAUUGGUCUUAUCUAAUUUCUUCAUUGACAAGUCCAUAAAGAUAGAAGAAGAAGAAGAAGAAGAAGAAGAAGAAGAUGAUGUAUAUUCAUGGAGGCUGCCUGGUACUAAUAAUUACUUUGGAACCCAGAUAGGAGCUAGAGCUAUGGAUUUACAGAUUUGUCGAGGUCAGUAAGUUCAACUUCAUAUGUAUAAACCAUUUUGGGUUUCCUCUGUGUCUUUUCUUUUUCUUUUUAUCAAUAAUUUGUAGCUAUAUUUGGAAGUUCUAAUAUAGUAUAUAUUUUGAUGCCCA